AUGUGGGCCGUCGACAGUGGUGCAACACACCACAUAUGCCACGACAAGACCAAGUUUGCAAGACUGAACAAGCGCAACGACAGUGACAUCUUGGUGGCGGAUGGCAACAAAGUGGCCAUCAAGGGUGUUGGAAUCAUCUUUGAAAGGUGGUUCUGCCCAACGGUGAAGAGCAUCAACAAGCACUGCAAGUUUCAAGUCGUGUUCGACGGUACCAAGAUGUUUGUCGCUCGCAAAGGAUCGCAACAAGUGGUGGCAACAGCAUAUCUUGUGGAUGGCCUUUGCUGGCUUCACACAGCUCAUCGAUCGGCCAAUGCGACAACAAACGGAUGCAACGGUGUCGACUUACAUGCGCGGAUGGGACACGCUUCAGCUGAUGUGCUUCGCAAAAUGGUGGCCACGAACAUGAUUAAGGAUGUGAAGGUACCUCUCACGUCAAGUGGAUCAAGCGCAUGCCGAGGAAGUCAACAAGGGAAAAUGGUCCAAAAACCAUUCCCAUGCAGCCAGGACAAGCGCAGAUACGACACCUUCGAGCUACUUCACGUCUACAUCUGCGGACCCAUGGAGAUGAAAUCUCUGGGUGGCAGCAAGUUUCUACUGCUGAUCGUUGACGAAGCCAGUGGAUGCAUGAAGGGCUUCUGUCUACGUGUGAAGUCGGAGAGUGAAAACUACAUCACAAGAUACAUCAAGAUGGUGAAAGCGCAGCUUGGCAAGAAGGUCAAGCUCGUCCGACACGACGGAGCCCGCGAGUUCGCAACCAACUCGCUUCAAGAAUUCUACGAAGAUGAAGGCAUUGAGCAGCAGACGACGGUGCCAUAUGCACACCAGACUAACGGCACGGCAGAGCGCGCCAUUCGGACUAUCGUCACAAUUGGUCGCAGCAUGCUCCACCAUGCUAAGCUGGAAAAGCGAUUCUGGGCCGAAUCAGCAAUGACGGCAAUCUACGUCAGGAACCGUCUGCCGUCGCCUAAAGUUAUGCACAAGACUCCGUUCGAGAUCGUCCACAACUCCAAGCCAAGUGUCAAGCACAUGCGGAAGCGGCUCAAGUGGGACCCCAAGGCUCGCACUGGGAUAUUCCCGGGCUACGAAGAAGUAUCCAAAGCGUACCGCGUUUAUGACAUCGAGGCGGGGCAGAUGGCCAUCAGUCGCGAUGUCAACUUUGACGAGUCUGCCUUUGGACUUUCGCCGCCAGCCACCGAUGAAGACGCCGAUGACCUUGACUUCGACUCCCUCGAUCUGGAUGAUGAAGCGCCAGGUCAAGCGCAGUACAAGCAAACAGGCAAGCGCAAGAGUCGUCCCCAUGAUGAAGGAGUACCAACUCCACCCACGCGCACAGUGAGUCAACGGCCUGGACUAGAAGAAUCAAGUGCGCCAGACAGUCACACGACCCACCAAGAAGAGGAUGAAGAAACAAAGAAUGCUGAUGCAUCGACUCCGCCUGUGUUUUGGCGUGAGAGUGCGAACGCCAUCGAAACAGCAGUAGACUUAUCCGAGCCAUCGACUUUUGAAGCUGCGGUGAGCGGUCCUGAUCAAGUGCAUUGGCGCGAAGCUAUCCGUGCGGAACUUGAGUCGAUGCGACUUCGUGAAGUAUUCCGCGCAGCCAAGCUACCUAAAGGACAUCGCGCCAUUGGCACAAAGUGGGUCUUCAAGAUCAAGAGCAAAGCGGAAGGAUCAAUUGACAAGUACAAGGCGCGUCUUGUGGCAAGGUGUUUCAAGCAAACAAUUUGGGAUGGACUACACGGAAACAUUCUCGCCCGUUGUCAAGAACAAGUGUUCUGCGUCAUCCCUGAAGGCGUGGAAUUGGAGGGCUCCUUCGAUUGUCUGGAGUUGGUGAAUGCAAUCUACGGACUAAAACAAGCGUCGCGCGUAUGGAACGAAACGUUUGACGAGUUCGUGUGUGCUAUUGGAUUUCAAGCGUCAGGCCUCGACCCGUGUCUCUACAUAAGGAUUGUGGAAGGGCAAUUCGUGCUGCUGCUGGUGCAUGUAAAUGACGUGUUGAUCACCGGUAGCUCAUGCGAGCUAAUUGCACGCAGCAAGACCGAUCUGAAGACACGAUUCGAGAUGACUGACAGCGGCAAGUGUGCAUUUGUGCUUGGAAUCGAGCUUUUGGACGGCGCAGAUGUAAGUGUUGUCACACUAUGUCAGCGUCGGUAUGUAGAUGACAUACUCAAGCGCUUUGGCAUGGAUGAUUGCAAGGCCGUCGCAAGUCCAGUCGACAUGAGCUCUCGACUUGUUUCAAGUGAUGCAGCCACCAAAGUAGAUGCUCCUUUUCGCGAAGCUAUUGGUGCGUGA
This is a messenger RNA of Peronospora matthiolae, 2289 nucleotides long. The record is from the annotation of a GenBank genome assembly. NCBI's taxonomy places the organism in Eukaryota, Oomycota, Peronosporomycetes, Peronosporales, Peronosporaceae.